Messenger RNA from Gymnodraco acuticeps, 2462 nucleotides. RefSeq lists its product as uncharacterized. The record is from RefSeq and is a predicted model, not a curated record. Gene Ontology annotation, biological process: microtubule anchoring at microtubule organizing center; protein localization to organelle; regulation of microtubule cytoskeleton organization. Gene Ontology annotation, molecular function: dynein complex binding; cytoskeletal adaptor activity; dynactin binding. Lineage: Eukaryota; Metazoa; Chordata; Actinopteri; Perciformes; Bathydraconidae. Gene Ontology annotation, cellular component: cytosol; Golgi apparatus.
GGUACUUUCUGAAUCUACAGUUGCCUUCCUGCGCCACUGAGCAUCUCUCAUAGGAAUGAACGGAGUCCCGCCUCCAGUUCUCUUUAUACAUCCAUGCCUGAAACCAGAGAGCCGGUGGGAGGAAGGGAAGCGGCUGUUGUACCCUGGGUACUAUCGUUAUUAGAAACCGUUACCGCUGUCAUUUCCCCAAGGAAGUAAAUAGGGGACGUUUAUUCUCAACUGGCGUUCUCCAUCUUUGAAGGGAAACCGAGAGGUGUGGAGUAAUGAGAGUGGGGGAGAGAAGGAGGCAGGACUCCCAGUAGAACAUUGGCAGCAAAGUUGAAGGCCAAGCAACGAUGCUGGAGGCGGAUGCAGACGCAGCAGGUGCAGCAGAAGAGAGAGAGGAGGCCGAGAUGGGGAGCGGAGACUAUACGUCUGAGAUGAGGCGGCUGAAUCUGGAGCUCCAGGAGGCCACGGAGGAGAAGCUCCAGGCAGCGCGCUAUGGCCUGGAGGUGCUGGAGGAGAACUCUGCUCUGAAGAUGAAACACAGGCAGCUGGAAGAGGAGCACGAAGUCCUCAAAGGGGAGCUGCUGCAACUCAGAGCGGCAUUUUCAGAUUCUGUGAGCAGCCAGAAGCGUGCAGCUGCCGAUGGAGAGUGUCGGGAGGAGAACCUGAUGCAGGAGACGGCCACUAUGGAGGCCGCCUUGACAACUCGCAUGGAUGAAGUCCAGGCAGAGCUCAAACAAGCACGCCUUGCUCUGAGCAAUGCACAUGCAGAGAUCGAUAGACUGGGGGUGGUCUCCACCCAGCUAAAGAAGGAGUGUGAGUGUCUAGAUGCCGAAAAGGGCCAUCAGAGGGACGAGAUGAAGGAAUACAAAGUACGUGAGCAGCGCCAGUUGCAGGACAAUAGCGAGCUAGAGGAGGAGAACACCUCUCUGCAAAAACAGGUGUCCGUGCUCAAGGAGAACCAGGUGGAGUUUGAAUCGAUUAAGCUAGAGAUGACCCAUAAGAACGAGGAGCAGGAGGAGCUGCGAGCUCAGAUGGAGGAGACGGAGCGGCUGAGGGAGAUCUUGGAGAGGCAGCUGGACGAGGCCCUGGACUCCCUGAAGGAGGAGAGGGAGCAGAAGAACUGUCUGCGGCGGGAGCUCUCCUCCCUGACCCUCAACCCCUUUGAGUCCAUGGGGAACCUGGAGCUCCACCUGGAUCAGCUGGAUGACAGCCAGGAGGAGGGCCAGGGGGGUGAGGGGGGAGUGGACCAGGACAGCGCCAUUAACAAUGGUCCUGGCUCUGCUCCCAAUUCUGCUCACCCUCCUCACUCGGGGGGCUCCAAAAAUAACGGCCAUAUCCGACGCUACUCAACUCCGCGCAGCAGCAUGGCGUUCCCCCGCGCUCCGGCCUCGGGGCUGGUGUCCGACCUGCUGAGUGAGCUACACUUCUCAGACAGUCAGAAACUAAAACAGCAACUCCUGCAGGCAGAACGAGACAAGUCCAGUCUGGCCAGCAAGGUGGAGGACCUGCAGCUCCAGCUGGUGAUGUCCAAACAGGCUCUCAGUCAGCAGGCGGACAAAGUGGGAUCUCUUACCCAGCAGCUGGAGGAGGUGCAGAGCAGCCAGCGGCCCAACGGCGGAGAAGAAGACAAAGGAAACGGAGACGAAGCACAGUUUGAUUAUGAGGUGGACACCAAGAGCAAGGAGGUGCUGGAGUCCCGCAUGCGCUCCGCCAGCGACGACCUCCUGAAGCUGAGAGAUGAACUGUCUCAGGCGGGGACGCGUUACAACACCCUGGAGCACCGAUACAAGCAGGAGAAGGACCGCUGGAGGGCCGAGGCUCAGGACCUGGCCGACAAGAUCCGCCUUUGCAUCAAAUCCAGCAAGCAGGACGAGGACCGCAUCAGUGAGCUGCAGAAGGAGAUCGGAGCCACGCGGAAAGUGGCCAUCGAUUCAGAAGGGCACCUGAGCGUCGCCCAGGAAGAGCUGCUGGCUUUCUCCGAGGAGCUGUCCAACCUCUACCAUCACAUCUGCGUGUGCAACAACCUGACGCCCAAACGAGUCACGCUGGAUUUUUACCGGGAAGCACGGAGAGCUCACCUCAUCUACCCCCAGCACGGCGCCCAGAAGAAGCCGCGAGCGAACGACAUGUUCAACUCCAAAGCCUCGGUGCUGCAGUUCAUGGGGGAGGUGGACAGCGCGGGAACCAGCUCAGACUCUCCCGCAUGUCCUGGAUCCCCGACCCUGGACUUCAGGGACCCUUCAAAUGUCUGCAACUUGGUAGCCGUCAUCCGGUGCCAGAUCAAACACCUCCGGGUGGCGGUGGACCUGUGCCGUCAGAGGGGCGCGAUGCCGUACUCGGGGUUCAGCGACAGCGGAGAGUCGGAGCGAGACGCUGAGAGCCUCAUGGAGGAAGUCCUGAAACUCAAGUCUCUCCUCAGCACCAAGAGAGAACAGAUCGCUACGCUCAGGACCGUGCUGAAGGCCAACAAACAG